AUGCCGCCGCAGACUAGUAACGCCACCGCCGCGUCUACGGGCACGGCUGUGCCGGGCAAGCGAUUCGAACUUCCCGCUCUCGAAUUCAAGUUUGGCUCAUUGACGGAUGGCACCGAUAUUCCCCCACCCUUACCGUCUCCAGUACAGGAGAAGAAGACUGCUCCGGCGACACCCGACACGCCAAACGCGAGGAAACCGCAGCAGGAAGGGAGAGACGUGACGGACCGCAAGCCAGGCAACGCAUCGCCCAGCUCGCAGUUGUCAGGCGGUUCACCGGCAGGCAGCAAACGACACGCUGAGGAUGCCCCUGCUUCGCCUACUCUCUCGAGCCGACCUGCGAGUAUUCGCCGCCUGUUGAGUCGCAACAACCUGAUGCACCAACCGCACGCCAAUGGCGAUGGGACGGAGCCAGAUGGGCGGCCGCAAAGUCGCGGUAACACCAGCGUUGCCGACUCGCGGAAGGCAAAGCGGCUGAGCGGCUGGUUCGGCCGGCUACGGGGCAACGAGAGCGCUGCGAGCAAGCCUGCGUCUCCCCUUUCGCCGACUUCGCCCCCGGUCGUGGAAGACAAGAAGCCGAAGGGCCCGCCGCCGCCCAAGAUCCCCGAGCUCUCGAAGCUCGGCAUCCAAGCCGACAGCGGGUUCGGAAGUGAUUUAUUCAAGGACAUAAAGUAA
This is a messenger RNA of Chaetomium strumarium, 672 nucleotides long. RefSeq lists its product as uncharacterized. NCBI's taxonomy places the organism in Eukaryota, Fungi, Ascomycota, Sordariomycetes, Sordariales, Chaetomiaceae. The record is from RefSeq and is a predicted model, not a curated record. The transcript has a single exon. The coding region runs from base 1 to 672 and encodes 223 amino acids.